AGAUGGAAUAUGGAAGACGGAAGCUGGGUUUUAGUUACACGAUCCACGAAUAGAGACAUGUGGAAUCCAACCUCAACUGACUUGGAGGACUCCAAACCCUUGAAGAUCACUUCUACUCGGCCCGCCAAGUACUGGACGGAUGCAAUUCCGAUCGGUAAUGGCCGUCUCGGUGCCAUGGUGUGGGGUGGCGUCUCAUCAGAACUUAUCCAGCUUAACGAGGACACACUUUGGACAGGGACUCCGAUUGAUUAUACUAACCCUGAUGCACCAGAGGCAUUAGCUGAGGUUAGAAAUCUUGUGGACAGUGGUGAAUUUGCAGAAGCUAGUGAUGCAGCAGCCAAGUUGUCUGGAACUAAUGCCAAUGCUUACCAACUACUUGGUGAUAUCAAGCUAGAAUUCGAUGGUUCCCUUAUGUGUGCUGAAGAAACAUAUUAUAGAGAGCUAGACUUAGAUACUGCAACAGCAAGAGUGAAGUAUUCUGCGGGUGAUGUACAAUUCACGAGGGAGCACUUUGCAUCUUAUCCAGAUCAAGUGAUUGUGACAAAGAUUGCUGGAAGCAAAGAAGGGUCUGUAUCCUUUACUGUAUCUUUAGACAGCAAGUUGGAUCAUCAUUGUUACAUAACAGACGAAAGCCAAAUUGUAAUGGAAGGAAGAUGCCCUGGAAAAAGGAUCCUGCCAAAAGUAAAGGCUAAUGAUGAUCCAAAAGGAAUUCUGUUUGCUGCUGUUCUUGGUUUACAGAUUAGUGAUGGUGCAGGUCUGAUAAGUGUUUUGGAUGAUGGGAGGUUGAAGGUUGAAGGUGCAAAUUGGGUUGUGUUGCAUAUGGUGGCUUCAUCUUCGUUUGAAGGGCCAUUCACAAAGCCCUCAGAAUCAGAGAAAGAUCCUACUUCUGUGUCUCUCCGUGCAUUGAAAUCAAUAAAAAACCAGUCAUAUUCUGAGCUUUAUUCACGUCAUUUAGAUGACUAUCAGAACCUUUUUCACCGUGUUUCAUUGCAAUUAUGCAAGGGCUCUGAUAGAAAGAUAGGAGAUAGAUCUUUGGAGAUCAAGAAUCUUAUGCCUUCUGGAAAAAGAUGUGUUGAAGGGAACAAAGAUGUAGUUCCAACAGUAGACAGGAUAAGAUCUUUUCAAUCUGAUGAAGAUCCUUCGUUGGUGGAACUUCUAUUCCAGUUUGGCCGAUAUUUGCUUAUUUCUAGUUCACGCCCUGGAACUCAGGUGGCUAACCUUCAGGGGAUAUGGAACAAGGAUCUUGAGCCAAUGUGGGAUUCUGCUCCUCACUUGAACAUCAAUCUUGAGAUGAACUAUUGGCCUUCCCUGCCUUGCAACCUUAGUGAGUGCCAGGAGCCCUUGUUUGAAUUUAUCAAAUCUCUAUCAAUCAAUGGAUGUAAAACUGCACAAGUAAACUACAAAACAAGUGGUUGGGUGGUGCAUCAUAAGUCUGACAUAUGGGCGAAACCAUCAGCAGAUAAGGGACAGGUUGUGUGGGCAAUAUGGCCUAUGGGCGGGGCAUGGCUUUGCACUCAUUUAUGGGAGCACUACAGUUAUACAAUGGAUGAAGAUUUUCUUAGAAAUAAGGCAUACCCUCUGUUGGAAGGAUGUGCAUCGUUUUUGUUGGACUGGUUGAUUGAAGGGCAUGGAGGAUAUCUAGAAACCAACCCGUCCACUUCUCCUGAACAUAUGUUUAUUGCCCCAGAUGGUAAGUCUGCUUCUGUGAGCUAUUCAUCAACUAUGGAUAUGGCACUCAUCAAAGAAGUAUUUUCUGCGAUUAUUUCUGCUUCUGAGGUUUUGGGCAGAAAUGAGGAUGCUUUUGUUCAGAAAGUGCACAAGGCUCAACCAAGGCUUUAUCCAACAAAAAUUGAUGAAGAAGGCUCUAUUAUGGAAUGGGCACAAGACUUUAAGGACCCUGAUGUGCAUCAUCGACACCUUUCACAUCUGUUUGGCCUGUUUCCAGGGCACUCAAUAACCAUCGACAAAAAUCCAGAGCUUUGUGAAGCAGCAGAAAAUUCUCUCUACAAACGAGGAGAGGAUGGGCCAGGAUGGUCAACCACAUGGAAAAUUGCUCUAUGGGCACAUCUGCACAACAGUGACCAUUCUUAUAGGAUGGUUAAGCAAUUAAUUAAGUUGGUGGAUCCAGAUCACGAGGUAGCGUUUGAAGGUGGACUGUACAGUAAUUUGUUUGCAGCACACCCUCCUUUUCAAAUUGAUGCCAAUUUUGGAUUCACCGCGGGGGUUUCAGAAAUGCUUGUCCAGAGUAGCAUAAAAGAUCUGUACUUGCUCCCUGCUCUCCCUCGAGAUAAAUGGGCAAAUGGAUGUGUUAAAGGAUUAAAGGCACGCGGGGGGUUGACAGCUAGCAUAUGCUGGAAAGAAGGAGAUCUUCAUGAAGUUGGUGUUUGGCUGAAGGAUGGAAGCUCCUCCCUCCAUAAAAUACAUUAUAGAGGAACUACAGUCACAGUAAACUUAUCAUGUAGAAAGAUCUACACAUUCAAUGCACAGUUAGAGUGUGUAAAGACUCUCUCCCUCUCAUGUUAAGAGAUAGGGUUCUCUUUCAGCUUUGUUCAAUGUCAAUACUGAAUAAAAUUCCAUGAGAACGAUGCGUGCAAAAAAUCUGGCAAGGAACUGACUUCCUUUGUAUGUGAACAGCCACAGCGGAAGUGCUUUUGUUUAGAA
Molecule: messenger RNA, 2661 nt
Organism: Populus euphratica (Euphrates poplar)
Lineage: Eukaryota; Viridiplantae; Streptophyta; Magnoliopsida; Malpighiales; Salicaceae
Product: alpha-L-fucosidase 2-like
Exons: 12
Coding region: 10-2523 (837 amino acids)
Biological process (GO): carbohydrate metabolic process
Molecular function (GO): alpha-L-fucosidase activity
Source: RefSeq, a predicted model, not a curated record